This is a messenger RNA of Penicilliopsis zonata CBS 506.65, 1083 nucleotides long. RefSeq lists its product as hypothetical. The coding region runs from base 1 to 1083 and encodes 360 amino acids. The record is from RefSeq and is a predicted model, not a curated record. Gene Ontology annotation, cellular component: mitochondrion. The transcript is spliced from 3 exons. Gene Ontology annotation, biological process: mitochondrial respiratory chain complex I assembly; mitochondrial electron transport, NADH to ubiquinone. Lineage: Eukaryota; Fungi; Ascomycota; Eurotiomycetes; Eurotiales; Aspergillaceae.
AUGAUUCCAACCGCUCGAUGCCUGGCUGCUAAGCCAGCCGGAUUUAUGAAGCGCAGCGCAGAGGAGCUCAGUCGUCUGUCCAGGAUAGCGUGGAACAGCGAGACCCUCUCGACCCCGACUAAACCUUAUGUGCUCCUCGACUUCGAAGACGAGUCGAGCGUUGCCUCCUGCAAGACCAUGGCCGACCGCGCAGUGGGAGGGUUCAGUACAGCCAGUCUUGACUACGUGCCCGGAGAUCCCUCCACGAACACUCCGUCUCACGCGAGAUUUCACGGGAGCAUCUCCACCAAGCUCCCCAAUAACUGGCGGGUGCAGAGGACUGGUACGCUAUGGCGGGGACUAACCGCGGAUGGGAAAUAUACAGGAUACGCUGCCUUUCGCAACCAAGACCGUGGGUUCUGGAUGUUUGGUCGGCUUUUCUGGGACGUAGACCCCUACAACUACCUUGCGCUGCGUGUCAAGUCGGACGGUCGUCGCUAUACUGUGAACAUCCAGACAGAUUCGAUUGUGGAGACAGAUAUCCACCAGCACAGAUUGUACACACGGCACCACCGUGUCUUCGAUUCCCCUUCUACUGUUUCUUCUCCGGAUGAAUCUACCCCCAUGGAUGACAUGGAUGAACUCGAGAUGGAGACUCUCUACCCGCAAGGUAUUCCCGCAGCUCUCUCAGACAUGCCGACUCCGUCGACCGUCAUGUCUUCGGCCAGCGCUACCACAUCCGGAUUGCCAGGCUGGGAGACAAUCUUGCUCCCGUUCAAUUCCUUUGUUCGCACGAAUCAUGGCAUGGUGAUGGAGCCACAGACAAAUCUUCUUCGUCACAGGAUAAAGAGUGUCGGUAUCGGCUUGACUGAUCGUGUGGAAGGCCCGUACGAUCUCCGGAUCCAUCGUAUUUGGGCGACAAACGGGAUGAGCGAGGGAGAGAUUGAGGAGGAGAGGCGCAUCUGCGGUUCGGACGCGCUGCCGGUUGAUGAGGGGGUGAGAACCGGCUGGACGGGUGACAGUCCUCAGAAUGAAAAAGCGCAAGAAACACGAGGCAAAAAACCCAAGGGUCUGAAGGGACUUAGGGACGAGUGGAAUCAGUGA